Ilex paraguariensis (yerba mate) is the source of this 254-nucleotide messenger RNA. The record is from the annotation of a GenBank genome assembly. Lineage: Eukaryota; Viridiplantae; Streptophyta; Magnoliopsida; Aquifoliales; Aquifoliaceae.
AUGCCGAUAGCUCUUAUUACCGGAAUUGCUUUAGGGAUUGGAUUCUUCUUCCUUAAUCUUCGAGGCGAGGCAUAUUCAUAUUAUCGAUAUGCCACUAGCUCAGGAAAGACAGACACGCACACCUCCUUUAAUGAAUUGCCAUUACCUGCCUUUCUAUCUUGGCUACCAUGCCCGUCGAGCUCGCCGGGAGAGACUGGGAGUGCUUUCGAGAACAAGAACACAUGCACCGGGAAUUCAUCUGCAGAGCUUAUUCU